UCCUGGCAGGCUCCUCGAGGUUGUUGUGAGGAGUCUAGCCAGUUGGUGAGCUUUGUAAUCUAAACCAGCUGUCCCAGGCUGAGGCCCCCAUUUGCAUUGUUUAACAUACUUAGAAAAUGAAGUGUUCAUUUUUAACAUUCCUCCUCCAAUUGGUUUAAUGCUGAAUUACAGAAGAGAACUAAGCAAAACCAGGUGCUUUCUCUGUAUUCUCUCCAGUGUCUGAGGAGGUACAGACGGCUCCCGAUCUUCUCCAUUACUUGCCAUUUCAUUCUUUGGACUAUAAAUGACAGAGGAACUGAAGUGCUAGCAGAGGGUAAUGUUUGGAAAACUUUCUAGUUAUUCAUCAGCACAGACUCUGGGUUUUUUUCACCUUUCCCCAACGGCUUUGGACAUGCAAGGAUUAAGAAGGAUACUGACUGCUUUCACACUGGCUGUCUGCCUUUCAAGCCCUGGAAAAGCACAGCAGCAAUGCACUAAUGGGUUUGACCUGGACCGUGCCUCUGGGCAAUGCUUAGACAUUGAUGAGUGCCGGACCAUUCCCGAGGCCUGCAGGGGAGACAUGGUGUGUGUGAACCAGAACGGGGGCUACCUGUGCGUGCCCCGCACAAACCCCGUGUACCGCUCGCCCUACCUGAGCCCCUACUCCAACGUGUACCCACCACCCCCGGCCCCCGGCCCCGUCCCCAACUACCCCACGGCCACCCGGCCCCUCAUCUGCCGCUUCGGCUUCCAGCUGGAUGAAAACAACCAGUGUGCUGAUGUGGAUGAAUGUGCUUCAGAUUCUCACCAGUGUAAUCCCACCCAGAUCUGCAUAAAUACUGAAGGGGGCUAUACCUGUUCCUGCACUGAAGGCUACUGGCUGUUAGAAGGCCAGUGUUUAGACAUAGACGAAUGUCGCUAUGGGUACUGCCAGCAGCUGUGUGCCAACGUGCCCGGCUCCUACUCCUGCACCUGCAACCCCGGCUUCACCCUCAACGACGAUGGGAGAUCCUGCCAAGAUGUGAAUGAAUGCACAAGUGAAAACCCUUGCACUCAGACCUGUGUCAACACCUAUGGCUCUUUUCUCUGCCGCUGUGAACCUGGCUAUGAACUGGAAGCUGAUGGAGUUAACUGCAGUGACAUGGAUGAGUGCAGCUUCUCAGAGUUCCUCUGCCAGCACGAAUGUGUGAACGGGCCUGGUUCUUACUACUGUACCUGUCCUUCAGGAUAUAACUUGCUUGAUGACAGUAGAAGCUGCCAAGAUAUCAAUGAAUGUGAAAUCAGAAACUUCACCUGCACUUCACAGCAAACAUGUUUCAAUAUCCCAGGAGAAUAUAAAUGUUUAGAUCCAGUACGAUGUGAGGAGCCUUAUCUCCAGAUUAAUGAGAACCGCUGCAUGUGUCCAGCUGAAAACCCUGGGUGCCGAGAUCAGCCCUUCACCAUCCUGUACAGAGUGAUGGAUAUGGUGUCUGGGAGGUCUGUGCCUUCGGAUAUUUUUCAGAUGCAAGCAACAACUCGCUACCCUGGAGCCUAUUACAUCUUCCAAAUCAAGUCAGGGAACGAGGGCAGGGAAUUCUACAUGCGGCAAACAGGACCCAUCAGUGCCACCCUGGUGAUGACCCGGCCCGUGAAGGGGCCGCGCACGAUCGAGCUGGACUUGGAAAUGAUCACUGUAAACACCGUCAUCAACUUCAGAGGCAGCUCUGUCAUCCGGCUGAGGAUAUUUGUGUCACAGUACUCCUUCUAA
Molecule: messenger RNA, 1726 nt
Organism: Zonotrichia leucophrys gambelii
Lineage: Eukaryota; Metazoa; Chordata; Aves; Passeriformes; Passerellidae
Gene: FBLN5
Product: fibulin 5
Exons: 11
Coding region: 317-1726 (469 amino acids)
Biological process (GO): elastic fiber assembly
Molecular function (GO): calcium ion binding
Source: RefSeq, a predicted model, not a curated record